CGCCACUUUAAAGUGUAACAUCAUAGAUGUUGAAACGUCAAGCCAGAUUACGCAGAGAAUUUAUUUACAGAAGAUCGAUUGAAGUUCGAGAUGCUGAAAACGAAAAGAAGAAAAAGAUGUUAAAAGUUGCUUUAGCUGAAGGGAAAGUGCUACCUAAAGAAAUUCAAGAAGGUGCUUUACAGCUAAAUGAAGAAUUAGACUGGAGUGAUGAUGGCGGUGAAGGAGUUGCUAAUUAUCAAGAUGAUGAGUAUCUUUGGGCUGGAACUGAAGAUCCGCGCGUUGUUAUCACUACAUCACGUUCUCCUAGUUCAAAACUAAAAGAAUUCGCCAAGGAAUUACGUUUUCUCAUUCCGAAUGCUGCUAAAAUUAAUCGUGGUAACUACUUGAACAAGAAUUUGUUGGAAGCUUGUUUAGCAAAACAGAUUACUGAUAUCGUUAUUGUCAACGAAUCACGCGGCGUCCCAGACACCUUGAUUAUUAGUCAUUUGCCGUUUGGUCCAACUGCUGUAUUCACUUUAUACAAUGUACGCACACGUCAUGAUAUGGAGACUAUGGGUUGUGGCACCGGAGCGAAAAUGCCUCAGACAUAUCCUAAUCAUAUAUUUAAGGGAUUAAAUUCCAAAUUAGGUCAACGUGUUCGUUGUAUAUUGAAACAUUUAUUUCCUGUACCGAAAGAUGAUUCUAAACGUGUGGUUACAUGGUACGAGGAGGAUGAUGUCAUAUGUUUCAGGUUAGAAUGUUUAUUAUAUAUGAAUUUCAUCUUAACAUGUCACUUGUUAUUUGGUGAAUUAUUCAGGAGACAUUUGUCAGUAAAAUUGUUGUGUUUCUCUUGAAUAAUUCUGAUUGUCAUAAAUUGACAUCAGUCAUUCUUUAAAAUCUUCGUUUUGGUACUUAUUCGUGCGAUUAUUGAUAUUGAAUCGUUUUAAAACAGUAAACCAAACGCUUAUGACGAUACCAUCGACUUAGCGUUAAAAUGGUGAAUGUAGGUUUAACUGCCGAUUUGUCCACUGAAUCAGUUCCCAAAUAGAAAUACGAUUACUGAAUAUGUAUCCGCUGGAAAAUUAAUGCUGUUUCGUUUAUAUUAUAAAAUAUAUCCAACCAGAAUAAUACGAAUGAUUAAUUAAUUAAUCACAUCAAUAACCUUUAAAUUUAAAAAAAAUCAUUAUUUACAAUGAGAGAAAUUAUCUAUUUCUAAUAUGUCAUGUAAAAUAAGAAAUAUCAGUUUUGCAUGACCCAACCUGGAGGGAGAUUGUGGAUAUGCACUACUGAGGAAUCCCGUAAUAGCUCAUAAUAACUGUCCAGUGUUUCUUGUUUUUCUAGUGGUUAUCUAAUCAAAAUCAUUUCGUUAUGUGAAACCUGAAAUUCAACAAUCCUCACAACACCCUAUAAAGAUAGAAGAUAAUCUAGUCGUAUCAGCUAAUAGUUGAUUCACGGCGAUUCAUAUUUCAAAGUGAAUCGCUUUUCUAGAUUUUAAGUUUAGUGUUAGUGUUAUUCUGGAAGUGAUGUUGUUGUGGUUAUGACAUUUGAACCUCAGUUACUGAAUAUUAGCAUGUUCUAACUGUAUUAUUCACCUGCUUUGAUUUGUGUAGUUGGUGUAUAGGUGUCACUAAAUCUUUUAUACCUAAAGUAAAGUAUGAAAUAAAUGGUAGGUACUUAAAUUUGUUCUUGAUAAAUUGGUUAUGGUGUGUUAUUCAAAUUGUUGCCUUAAAAAUUACCAACACUGAUUUCAAUUAUUGUUAAUUAGUUGAUACUUGAUUACAAUGAAAAGAAGUUAAGCACAAUAAAAAGAUACCAAGAAUCAUCUAUGAUUAAUAAUUAUAAUUCGAUUAAUUUUUGGUAAGUAAACUGAAUAAGAUUAACUGGGUUGUAAAUCAUGAUUCAAACGAUAUACAAAAAGUGUUUCUUGUAACAAACAGUUGUUAUCAAUAACUUUAUAUUUAGGUUAAACUGUUAUGAAUGCGUAAUUGUUUCAUUACAACGGCCAAGAUAAGGCAUACAUGUCUAUUGGUUAAAAUUGAAUUAUUCCAUAGUAUGCAUUGAAAGUAAUAAAUUUACUAUCGAUUACGGUUUAAGUUAGGUAAACCUACAGUACCGAACUGAUUCUUAAAUAUUGGUGGUUAUUGUCAGCUGAAAAUUCUAGUUUGGGUUUGGCAGUAGAAUUCGAGAAACAUGUUAAAAAAAAGUCGGAUGUACCUACAAUCAAGUGUUGUUUUUUUUCGUGAAUGUUGAACUUACAAACUUCCACUUCAUAUAUUUUCCUCGCUAUUCAAUGAUCAUAGUUACCACUCUAUUCAACAAGAAUUACAUGCAUAAGUAGGAUUUAUUGUGAACUAUUUGAAUUUUGUCGUCGUUAAAAUUGAAGAUUGUUCUGAUAAAUUUCUGUUUGGAAAUUAGGUUUUAUAAUGGUGAUGACUGGGUAUUGUUAGCCGCCUUUUCUAAUAUAUAAUUAACGCAUAAACUUAGGUAUCCGCUCAAAAGAUUUAUUAUUAGCAAAGAGUGAUCUAUUUUAUCAUGAAUGUUAACUGCAUUGAAACAUGGGCUUUAAACACAGUAAAGGAUAAUAUUAUUUUAUCCAUAAUGUGUAAUAUAGCCUGUUUGGGAGGUUUUUUUCUGUUCUCACUGACUAAAUCAUACUUGUGUUUUAGUACUUGGAACAGAUCUAAAUUAAAUAUUCUAUUGUUACUCUAGUUUAUCGUGAUUUAGCGAAUUGAUAAUUGAAUGAUAAAACUAAAAACCACUCACAUAUUGUGUGAAUCGUAUAUAUAGUUUUAUUUUGGUGAAUAUUGCUUUUGAUAUGAAGAAUGCUUGUGUUCAAAAUUUCUAUGAAUGACGUUCUAAAGUACAUUCCUGUUAACUUCAUGAACAGACAAUUUUCAUAUGGUAGAUAUUUUGUUAGCUCUAGAAUCAAGGCAGGUCCUAACACUGCUAACCUAAUUCAAUUUGUGUAGCCGAUGCUUGAGGGCUUUUUCGUAAUACAAAGGCCAUUGUUAUAUCAUCCACCAACCUCUACUAACGAUCAAGUAAUUUGAAAUCGUAUUAGUACUUAACUUACGUACACUUACGUGGUGGGUACAAAACCCAUUGACUACUUGACCCUGUUUUGAUUAGAUGGCCAGAUUUCUAGACUUCUGUAGUACGCUCUAUAAAACACCUAACAACUUGUAGGGUAGUGUUAAAUUAUUUUUAAAUGGGGUCGGUAAAAUCACCUCAAUUAUUGUGGACAAUUUGUCACAGAAUCGGGUUUUAAGCCCAUUUAUAAGUUUUGAGUUUUGACUUUAAUAACGCUUAAGAGUCAGUAGACAUACUUUAACCCUUAGUGAGUCCCUUAGUAAAGGAACCUGUUAAUUGUUUAAGGAUCUCCAUCAUAUUAAAAGACUAAUAUUUGAACGAAGAAUAUUCGAAAUGCGUUUAUCAAAUCUCAGGUCGUAAAGUCCCAUUUCAUAAUUGCAGUGUGUUAUUUAUUAUCAUUUUCAACUAUAUUGUAACAAGAUUGUUAUUAUUCAUGGUUUAUUCCUUUUUUUUGAAGACACCACACAUAUAAAUAUAUGGAUAAAAAAUUGGAACUAACUGAACAUGGGCCUUCAUUCGAUUUACGUUGUAAGUAUGAUACAUUGCAUGAUUUUUUGAUGCAGAAGAAAGACUAAAGAAUGUGAUAAAUAAUGUCUAUAUUGGGCUGUUGAAAUAAUAGAAAGAACGUCGUUGGAUGGAUUCUUUACGAUAUGUUAACUGUUCAUGAUUCCAAAUUAUUGAUACAAGCCUCCUUAUACACUGAAAUCAUAUCAGUAUAAUAGAUUUUUUUCAGUGGUAAAAUGUUAUCAUUAUAUACAAAAUAUUCAACACUUAAAUAUGCAUUAUUAAGUAUGACUCGACAAACAAACUGUUGAGAAGAUAUGAGCUCUGUGCUUCACUCGCUAUUAGAUCUUGCUGUCGAACCUGAUUAGUUUCUGGCAUGCAGUUUUUUUCUUUGCUUCAAUCCUUCCCUAGAAAUGUAUCACUGCCAUUCAGUACAUAUCAUAGUUUGCACUCAUUUGAUGAACUAAUCAAGGAAAUAAUAGAAACAUAAACACAUUAUUCAUCACCCUUAAAAGUCAUAUAUGUCCUCAGUAUUCAAGUGUGAAGCCACAAAAAUGUCAAAUAACUUACUAGUUCAUAGAAAUUGAGUUGCUGUAAUCAUCGUUUAAAUUUAUAAACAUCACAACUUUGAUGAUUCUUUGUGAAGUGAACAAUGAUAAGCAUUUUGAAAAAAGUACCACCCUAUAUAAGAGGCGAUAGAGUGAAGUUAAGGGUCACUUAAGUCGUUUUUAUUUGUUCGAUUUUAAACAAUGUAAUAGUUCUCAGAAUAUCAUUCUGUCCCUGAAAUUCAAUAAUAACUUUAAUUGUCAAUUGUUUUAAGUAAAUCUAUGUUUUACUUAAUCUUCAGUUGAUAUAAUUAAUGUGGAUGAACUGUAAAAUUAAUGCACAUUAUUCAGUUACGAUAGUAAAUGCUUUGUAUGCAAUUUUAAUUCGCAACAGUUGCUGCUCGUUUAGUGUUGACUUUCCCCAUUUUUUUCGAUAAAAUAAUCGGCUUGUUUCUGGGAUAUCCUGACUAGUUGCUGAUUUGUUUUCAUCAACAAGAUUACUGUUUUAUGUUCUAAGAAAAAGCACUUAUAUUAACAUACGCUUGUGCAAUAAUUCACAAUCUUAUCGUUACUUUUGUUCCUUACUCAGAUUUUAUCGAAUACAUUUAUAUUCAAUAAUUAAAGUUAUUCAACUUCAUGUGCGUUAUGCUUUUAUUUUACUUACAGUGUAUAAAAUUUGGCGUGGACCGUUACAUGAAGAAGCCACAGCGGAUAUUGAGUGGGUUUAUCGACCGUAUAUGAAUACUACUUUUAAAAGACGAUUUUUAUCAGAACCACCAUCUCCUUGAACCUUAUUAUGUAAAUAAAAUCAAACUUGACGAGGAAUUAUUCUAUAUGUAAUUUGGGCACUAGCCAUAUCUAUGUUA
Schistosoma intercalatum is the source of this 4984-nucleotide messenger RNA. The record is from the annotation of a GenBank genome assembly. NCBI's taxonomy places the organism in Eukaryota, Metazoa, Platyhelminthes, Trematoda, Strigeidida, Schistosomatidae.